Molecule: messenger RNA, 348 nt
Organism: Penicillium taxi
Lineage: Eukaryota; Fungi; Ascomycota; Eurotiomycetes; Eurotiales; Aspergillaceae
Exons: 2
Coding region: 1-348 (115 amino acids)
Source: RefSeq, a predicted model, not a curated record
AUGGUCAUUGCCAAGGCCAGCUUGCAGCAUGCCUUCAUGAUUGACGAGAUAUCGCUGAAGUCAAUUUUUCCUGAAAUGGUUGACCCGUACUAUGAUCCAGAGAGAAAUUAUGAGGAUAACUCUUAUAACGGCUUCGUGCGAGUUUAUGUUGGAGACUUGUUUUCUCUUUACGUGAACAUCGAUUCCAAUCGUAUGUACGAGGUAUACCCGCAUUUUAAAUGUGCUCCAAAUGGUUCAAUUCGUGUUUAUGAUAAUGGGUAUGGCUCGGCCAAGGAUGGAGUUGGUAAUUUUGUUGCUUCGGACUUGUCUAAAAAGAGGGUCUACGCUAACCACUUGGGUGUUUCUUGA